Molecule: messenger RNA, 828 nt
Organism: Menidia menidia (Atlantic silverside)
Lineage: Eukaryota; Metazoa; Chordata; Actinopteri; Atheriniformes; Atherinopsidae
Source: the annotation of a GenBank genome assembly
AUGCCUCCGAAGAAACCCGCCCCGGCCACGGGGAAUAAAAAAACCCAAGAGAAGAAAAAGGAAAAGAUUAUUGAGGACAAGACUUUUGGCUUGAAGAACAAGAAAGGGGCCAAGCAGCAGAAGUUCAUCAAAAACGUUACCCAUCAAGUUAAAUAUGGCGCGCAGAGCGCCAGACAGGCCGAUGCGGACAAAACCGGGAAGAAGUCCGACAAGAAGAAGGAGCUCGACGAGCUCAACGAGCUCUUCAAACCGGUGGUCGCCGCCCAGAAAGUCAGCAAAGGAGUGGACCCAAAGUCGGUGCUGUGCGCCUUCUUCAAGCAAGGCCAGUGCACCAAAGGGGACAAGUGCAAGUUCAGCCACGACCUGUCCAUGGAGAGGAAGUGCGAGAAGAGGAGCCUCUACGUGGACGAAAGAGACGAAGACCUGGAGAAAGACACCAUGGAGAACUGGGACGAGAAGAAGCUGGAGGAGGUGAUCAACAAAAAACACGGAGAGGCCGAGAAGAAGAAAGCCAAAACUCAAAUAGUGUGCAAGUACUUCCUGGACGCCAUCGAGAACAACAAGUACGGCUGGUUCUGGGUGUGUCCAGGAGGGGGCGACACCUGCAUGUACCGGCACGCGCUGCCGCCCGGCUUCGUGCUGAAAAAGGACAAGAAGAAGGAGGAAACCGAGGAGGAGGUUUCCCUGGAGGAGCUGAUAGAGAACGAGCGAGCGGCUCUGGGCGUGGAGGUGACCCGCAUCACGCUGGAGACCUUCCUGGCCUGGAAGAAGAGGAAACGGCAGGAGAAGGUGGGGAUCCAGGACCUCCCGGGGGGGUCGUUUUUUUAA